CCUAGCAUUAGUCCGCACCUCCGCAUCUCACGGUUGGAGCUUGUCACCUUCUCUCUUAUCUACUCUUUCUUCGAUCUCAAGAGCAAUGCCCAAGAACAAAUAACGAGAUUCUAUAACAGUCUCACUACUGCCUUGAGCCGGUCAAGCUGUCUCCAAAUUGAUCCGCGCCGUCCCCGCAAGAGCGGGGCAUCCGAGCUCGACGCCCCAAGAUUGCCAUGAUGGAUGCUCGGAAGAAGAAGAGAAAGGUGCUCUUGAUGGGCAAGAGUGGAUCGGGGAAGUCAUCCAUGCGUUCAAUCAUUUUCAGCAACUACGUCGCCAAAGAUGUCCGGCGUCUCGGCGCCACGAUCGAUGUGGAGCACAGCCAUGUCAAGUUCAUGGGCAACCUGACAUUAAACCUGUGGGAUUGCGGAGGACAAGAUGCGUUCAUGGAAACCUACCUAGCCUCCCAACGCGGAAACAUCUUCUCCGACGUUGCAGUGCUCAUCUACGUGUUCGACAUUGAAUCACGAGAAGUCGACCGAGACCUAGACACAUACCACGCAAUAAUCGAAGCCCUCCGCGAGUUCAGCCCAAACGCCUACGUCUUCUGCCUCGUGCACAAAAUGGAUCUAAUCCAAGCCGAGCACCGCCAACGCAUCUACGAAGAACGUUCAGCCCUGAUCCGCAGCCGUUCCGACAACUUCCGCGUCGACACCUUCGCCAGUAGCAUCUGGGACCAAUCACUGUAUAAAGCCUGGGCAGGGAUCGUGCACAAACUCAUCCCGAACCUAGUCGUGAUCGAGCGCUUCCUCACAGCAUUCGCAAAGAAAAUCCAUGCCGAAGAAGUCAUCCUUUUCGAACGCUCGACCUUCCUAACCGUGACCUCUGUAACAUCCGAAGUUGGCGAACUCAAUCCCAUCUACGAUCGCCAUGAGCGUCUAUCAAAUAUCAUGAAGGCCUUCAAACACUGCGCCGCUCGCAACACCCUCACCACCCCGGCCUCGGCUGGCUUCGUUGUCAUGCACACCAAAACUCCCCAGUUCAAUAUCUUCCUCGGCCGUUUCACUGAUAAUACUUAUAUCUUCCUUGUCGUUCCGCCCGGCGAGGCUUCCUACAACUGCGCCGUUCUCAACACCAUGCUUGCCCGUGAAGGUUUCUCAAAGGCAGCAGCUGGCGGCCGUGGGGAUGGCUUCCCGCUUCCUCCGCCGGAUACUGAGGAUAACGCGACCAAUGGAUAUGCCCCGUGAUAUGGGGAUUGAUGUGUGGGAUUCAGCUUGGUUUUGUAUGGUUGUACAUGUCAGGUAUAUGUUGAUCUCGAUCUUUCACGAUUUCUUGUUUAUGACGCAAAAUUUAUGCGGGCGCUCAAUGAUGGCGUUUCGGAGAUGAAUGCAGUUUUGAUAUGAGUUCCCUUUUUGACUGUCUUUUUCACUUCCUUUUUUUCUUCGAGAAUUGAGAUACCCUGUUUGUGCAUUGUCUGUUCUUGUGGUCUCAUUCUCUUCCUCUUCCUCGGGGGUUUUAUAGUAUAUAAUCUUCUGGGCAGAUGUUUC
Penicillium canescens is the source of this 1526-nucleotide messenger RNA. Its product is annotated as Rag GTPase GTR1. Gene Ontology annotation, biological process: cellular response to amino acid stimulus; positive regulation of TOR signaling; cellular response to starvation. Gene Ontology annotation, cellular component: nucleus; Gtr1-Gtr2 GTPase complex; fungal-type vacuole membrane. The transcript has 2 exons. The record is from RefSeq and is a predicted model, not a curated record. Bases 216 to 1226 code for a protein of 336 amino acids. Gene Ontology annotation, molecular function: GTP binding; GTPase activity. NCBI's taxonomy places the organism in Eukaryota, Fungi, Ascomycota, Eurotiomycetes, Eurotiales, Aspergillaceae.